GGGCGGCGGCGCCGGCGGCGCCGGCCGGCGCCGGAGCUGAGGGUCUCCGCACGGUGGUGCUCAUCCACGGCCUGGAUUCCUGGUCAGGCACCUGGCAGGGUUUGAUGGAGGAGCUCGCCAGGCGGGGAAUUCGGACCCUGGCCGUGGAUUUGCGAGGCCACGGUGAGUCGCCCUUGGGAGACCCCAAGGAUUUCUCCCCGCAGCAGUUGGCAGCCGACGUGCGCGCCACGCUGAAGGCAGCCGGCGUGCUGGAGCUCCCGGUAGUGCUUGUGGGGCACAGCAUGGGCGGGCGGAUCGCAAUGCAGUAUGCGGCUGACUAUCCCGAAGACCUCUCCGUUCUGGUGAUCGAAGAUAUGGACUGCGCUCGUCGCGUCUAUCCCAAGCUGGAAGGGGAGGAGUUGGAGAAAAGACAGACUUUCUCCCGCGACUUCCCAUCUUGGGAGGAGGCCAAGAAAGAGCUGAUGUCCUUCGGCUAUGAUGCGGAGCGGGUGGAGGGCUGGUGGACCAGCUCCACACCUCGCGUCUACACUCGAGGAACCAAGGGCGUCUGGAGCUGCAUCAAUCCUCACGCCCAGUAUCUCGCGAAGCAGACCGUCCUCAACUCCGAGCAAGGUUACGAGUGCUGGCAGAAGAUCGCAGCGCUGACGCAGUCCGGGGUGGCGAACUUCCCUGUGCACGUCUGCGUGGCAGGCCCUUCCGGAACGGUCUGCAAAUGGGAGGCGCUGCCUGGCGGCUUGCAGGACAUGGGCUCCGUCCUUCCGGCUCUCCAGCUCCACGAGUUCCCGACGGCGGACCACUCGAUUCACAACACGGCGCUGCAGAGCUUGGCAGACUUCUUGGAGAUGUGGCACCGGCAGUCUGCUGACGCGGACGAUUGA
Messenger RNA from Symbiodinium necroappetens, 878 nucleotides. Lineage: Eukaryota; Dinophyceae; Suessiales; Symbiodiniaceae. The record is from the annotation of a GenBank genome assembly.